Molecule: messenger RNA, 3597 nt
Organism: Austrofundulus limnaeus
Lineage: Eukaryota; Metazoa; Chordata; Actinopteri; Cyprinodontiformes; Rivulidae
Gene: epas1a
Product: endothelial PAS domain protein 1a
Exons: 8
Coding region: 2562-3500 (312 amino acids)
Biological process (GO): regulation of transcription by RNA polymerase II; cellular response to hypoxia
Molecular function (GO): DNA-binding transcription factor activity, RNA polymerase II-specific; RNA polymerase II transcription regulatory region sequence-specific DNA binding
Source: RefSeq, a predicted model, not a curated record
ACACAAACGCACACCUCUCACUGCGCUGAACCUGGCAUGCUUAGGCUCAGCAGAACCAUGAAACCGUCGACAAAACACACACGCGCGGUCAAUCCUUUACUUUGAAGCUAUUGGUUGUUGUUACUUCUGGAAUAUUAUUUACUUGCAUUGUGUCGUCCCUGUUGCCUGGGUUUGUUGUGAAUAUGACUAUGAAGAUAAAUAUGAAUAUGCACACACAGUCUCUGCAGAUUUCACACUACAGAUCGGACAUGCUCGUACACACCAGCGCGCUCCAACAGACAAGCAGACACACGCACGUUCACUCCGCUUCUCUCUCCGGCACCUGGACACACGUGGACUGAAAGGUGCUGAGGCUUGUAAAUAGCCCGUGUUGAGUGGCUGUAUCGUGUCGGUAUCGUCUGCUACUAAAGGGGCGUCGUGGCGCAUGGACAAGCACCCUACCUGUGUUAUUACUGUCCUUAUCGUGGACCAGUUAGGGCCAAAUAUUCUUUGUGCAAUACCAUGACUAUCUAUAUAUUUUAAAGUUUGUUUGUUCAUUUUUGCCCCUCCCUCUAAGUGUUUUUGUUGUUGUUGGAAUGAGUGGUUGAGAGUCUCCUGUUACUGUUGCAGUGUCUGCGCUCCUAUCCUCUGUAUAUAAAGUGAAUGUUACAGGCUAUUGAACUAAUUAUGUGGAGCAGAGUGUUACAGGCGGCCUGUGUAGCAGUAAAAAACUCCGGCGUCCAGCUAUUUCACCCAUCUGUCGGCUUCAGUCAGUCCCUGUCCAGUUAGUGUGGAUGUGUUGGAGCGUGGGCCUCGUUCUUUUCAUUUUUUUAUUGUUUUGGUUUAUUUUUGAAUCGUGAAUGUACAUUUUUGUGGGCAUGAAUGUGUGAAUUUGAUUUCUCUUCGUGUCGUAACUUUGUCCGAUUUUGUUUUCCUUCUCCUCCAAAGCUCCAAAUCUUUUUGUUCCCCACCUGCAGCAGCUGUUUUUCUCCAUCUUUCAGCCAAAACCACUAGUUUUGUCUCAUUUUUGCUUUCUUUUUUUUUUCAAGAUGGCUUAUAUUUCUUGUUGCUCUCUCUUUUUUAUUAUUAUUAUUAAAAUUAUUAUUAUUAUUAUUAUUAUUAUUGUAAAGUGUAUCUGGAGGAAACCUUUAUGUAUAAUACUAUAACUAUACCAUUAUAGGUCUGUUACAGCCGGUUGUUAUGAAUUGUUGAGAGCCAGCAGCUGAAUUACCUCUCAUGCCAAACACAAACACUAAACACCACACACAGACUCUCCCCUUUGCUCUCUCCUCCCGCCCCCAUCCAUCCUCCCCUCUUCGAUGUCUCUUUCUCUUGCAAACACAUGCACACACAGAGAAGGACUCUUGUCGCGUGUACUGUACAGUGAUCCGAGGACGGGCUGGUUGCUGUCUGUGCAGUAGAGUCGGUGUGUAGUGACGCUUCGUGCACCCAGGGGUAUGGCUGUUCCUGGUCACACUAUCUUACUCUGUGCCAAAAUGUAGUGCAAACAGCCGGGCUAGUCCUGUCUGGUCUGAUUCCAAUAAAACACUGAGCUGUCUACAUCAAUCCCAGACGCUUUUGUCUCUUCUUUUUUUUCCGCUUUCUUUUUCAAUUCCAUUUUUUUUAAUCCAAAGCGUGGCUGCCUCUCUUCAGAGGCAAAUCUGUGCGAUGCUAAUAGGUUUUGUACAAGUGAGAAAAGGGAGGAGCGGAAGGAGGGAGUAGGGUGAUGCUUUCCCUCGCCGGCUGACCUAUCAUUCUGCUCAAUUUUGGAGGCCCGAAAGAUGAUUUGCAUGCAAGAAAGGAGAGAGGAGACGCUCGCUGGAGUCUGUCCAAGUCGCAUGUGCUGCAGGAGACCUUGAGCUUUGAGACUUGACGUGGUGGGGAUGCAAUGACAGCUGACAAGGAGAAGAGAAGGUAAAUCUGUUGAAACCAGAAUUGUCAGAGAGCUUUUGUUGGUUUGCGUCUGUGGUUGGUAAGUGAGGGGAUGUUGCAAGGCUAAGGCUGGUAGUGUGGCCACAGUGGGGCAACUGGUUAAAAUCUUGACCACAGAUUUUUUUAAGUGGAAAAAAAAACUAUUAAAUGUUCAUUUAAAGCCUAAAAUUGAAAUAUAAAGUUGAAAAAAUUACAUGUAAAAUUCAGUUUUUUAAAAAAGGAAGUUCCUCACAUGUUGAGAAAUCUUUUAAAUUCCUUUCAGAUAAGGCCAAAAAGUCACUGUGUCAUCAAGUUAAAAGUUGAGAAACUAAUUUCUCUUCUACUUUGAUCCCCAACCGUGUGCUAAUGGUUCCGCUGUAGGUGUUGCUGAACAUAAGAUUUGAGGCAAAAAUAAAUCUAAUAAGUCUUAGAAAUACAUUUUUUCCUURUUCAGUUGUUCUAUGGUUCAUCACAUCUGAGUAUUUUGGAACCUGUUAAAGUUUUAAAAACUUCCUGUCUGCAGAGCAAUCAGCCGCGAGGCGGCCAGACGGAGGCGGCGCGUCGAAUCGGACGUGUUCGGCGAUUUAUCUUGCCUCCUGCCGCUGCAGCCCUCCGUGCGGUCCAACCUGGACAAGCCCUCCGUCAUCCGCCUCACCCUGAGCUACAUACGCAUGAACGCGCUGCUCCRAGAAACUGACAGGAUAAGUCCAGAGCUCAGACAGGCAGUGAGGUUUGAACACGAGAUGAAAAAAGGACAGGAACUGAUUUGUGAGAUGGCGAAAGAGACGGAUGACUUUCUGCCGUUGGACGAAACAAACAUGUACCUGAAGGUCCUGGAGGGAUUCCUGAUGGUCCUGUCCACCUCAGGAGACAUGAUCUUUUUGUCGGAAAAUGUCAGCAAGUACAUGGGUUUGACCCAGACUGAGCUGAUGGGACACAACAUCUUUGAGUACACUCACCCGUGUGAUCACGAGGAGCUCAGACAUAAUCUACGCCUGACAGCAGACGAGGUUUGGUGCAGUCAGAAGAAGGACUUCGUCAUGAGGAUAAAAAGCGCUCUGACUCACAGAGGAAGGAUCGGCAACAUUAAAACCGCUUCGUGGAAGGUGUUGCACUGUCGGGGCAGAGCRAAGGUGUGCACGGCCUCAACGUCGGUCUCCUGCCUGCUUCUGACCUGCCGCCCUCUGCCGCUCUCGCACACACUCCUCAGCACACACACGUUCACCAGCCAGCACAGCAUGGACAUGAGGUUCACAUACUGCGACCAAAGAGUGACGUCACUCUUAGGCUACAGGCCCGACGAGCUGCUGGGCCGCUCCAUCUAYGAGCUCUGUCACACGCUGGACACCAGCUGUUUGAACAAAAACCACCUGAACUUGUGUUUGAAGAGUCAGUCCGUCAGCGGUCAGUACAGGAUGCUGGUCAGGGGCGGCGGUUACGUCUGGGUGGAGAGUCACAGCGCCGUCAUCCCCGGCGUCCAGCCGUCCAGGUCCCGAGCCAACGCCAGGCAGCCACUCUGCAUCCUGUCUGUCACAUAUGUCCUCAGUGGAGUGGAGGAGCCGUCUGUUCUGCUCUCAUUGGACCAAACGUUCCAAAGAUAUUUGAGCUGAAACUGGAGUCUGAAGAGACCAACAUUCUCUUUAUAUCUUUCUGUAAAUGCCCUUUGUAUUUUUUUUUUUAUUAAACUUGAAUAUUUUCAUUCUGAAA